Messenger RNA from Linderina pennispora, 1063 nucleotides. RefSeq lists its product as uncharacterized. Bases 98 to 817 code for a protein of 239 amino acids. The transcript has a single exon. The record is from RefSeq and is a predicted model, not a curated record. Lineage: Eukaryota; Fungi; Kickxellomycota; Kickxellomycetes; Kickxellales; Kickxellaceae.
ACAGGUCGUUGAGCGUGCACUGGCCAAUGCUCGGAUUCUCGAUGCUGUGAUUGCGCUCGGCGGGGAUGAUACCAAGGAGCUGAGCGAUGUCAAUAGAAUGAGCGAUCUGGAGCUCGUGCAGUGGACGGUGGAGCUGGCCGAGGCGGAUCUGGUAAUGAUUGAGGUGCUAGAUAUUGUGUGCGCUGAAGCCAAUGUGCGGGACGCCUGGAAUACGUGGUGGGCAAAGCGUGUGGAUGUAGCUGGAGCGCCGUUCGUGCAGCUCGUUUUCGGGCGCUACACGGAGCUGUUUGACAGCAAUGUCGUCCUGGCGGCCAUGUAUGCAAUUGGUGGAGGAUGCAGCAGUCUCGAUGGCGCGCGGGUUAUUUUGCCACAUCUAGCUAAAGCACUGGGCGUGGAGGAGGCAAGCCAGAGCGUGCACUUUGCGACAGAUGUGCUUCAAAAGUUUGCAGAUGCCAGUGCACAUAUUCUGAUAGACGAGCUACAGGGUCUGUCGGAGGGCCAGGUCUGUGGGGUUGUUGGUGCAGGACUAGCUCAGAUCAGGGCUCUGGAACUGCUGGCAUUGUUUGGGCUGGUGACUGAUCUGCCUGCGAUCGUGGCAUGCCAGGGCAGGGUUGAGGACCAGCGGCGGGUGCUGAUCCGGCUACUUGCCUCGGCCCAGCGUUCAGCUAUCACCGAGAGCGUGUCGCUGUGGGAGACGGUCCUGUCCCUGCACUCCCUGGAUCUGUUCAGCUGUCUGUCUGUGGACGAUCUGAAGCAAGAGUAUCUGCGAUCGUUGCUGAAUAACGAAGAAUUCGAUCCAGGCGCGCGAUCUUAUUAACGCUCCUCCGCAGUUUAUCGACGAAGCGGUUGUCCGGGACAUCGUGUGCCAGUGCGUCAGCGAGCUGUUUGACAAUGCCGAGUCUGGCAACAUGGACGGGGGACUGAUGAGGGCAGCCCAGCAGUGCCUCGAUGUCUUACCUGCACGGUGGCAGGACGAUCCGGCUGUGCAGCACGAGCGGCAGCUGAUUGAUGCUGCGCACCUUACAUGGACACUGCAGCAGUCAGGGUCGUCGAUUUUCAACCG